Molecule: messenger RNA, 852 nt
Organism: Lymnaea stagnalis (great pond snail)
Lineage: Eukaryota; Metazoa; Mollusca; Gastropoda; Lymnaeidae
Source: the annotation of a GenBank genome assembly
AUCCAAAAUGAGUUGAUACAUCUAAUAGGAGAGGCGAUUCUGAAGAAGAUCAUUGCAGACACGCAGGUGGCCAAAUACUAUUCAAUCAUGCUGGAUUGUACUCCUUACACCAGCCAUCAGGUGCAGAUGACUAUGAUAAUACGAAUUGUUAACACUGAAGCGAGACCAGUCGAAAUUUGUGAAUACUUUGUGGGGUUUUUGCAAGUAGAAAGUAGCACGGGACUGAGUCUCACGGAAACAUGUCUGAAGAAACUGGAAGAAAUGCACCUGGAAUUAAAAAACUGCAGAGCGCAAGGGUACGAUAAUGGAGCGAAUAUGAAGGGACGUAACAGUGGAGUGAAGAAACGCAUCCUUGAGCUGAAUCCCAAGCGUUUUAUGUUCCAUGUGGCUGUCACAAUCUAAAUUUGGUUUUAAGCGACAUGGCGAAGUCCUCGACAGUCGCAAUUACGCUCUUCGGGAUUUUACAUCAGAUAUACAUAUUAUUAGCUGCGUCAACUACACGCUGGCAAAUACUGAAAAAUCAUGUGGAAAAACUCACAGUUGAGCCAAUCUCAGAAACACGUUGGGAGUGCCGCAUCGAUUCGGUUCAAGCCCUUGCGUUUUCAAACAGGGUCAAUUUAUGAUGCUCUGGUUGAGGUGUCGUCGGAAACCGCAAAUGACCCAAAAUCAAGAACCGAGGCUGCUUCUUUGGCGAGACAAAAUGAAGAGUACCCUUUCUUGGUGUCAUUAUUAAUCUGGCAUGAUCUCCUAGAGAAAAUUAAUAUCGUGAGCAAAAUGUUACAAACGAAGGACAUGCAGUUUGACGUUGCUUUGCAGAGCUUAGAAAACACAACAGAGUUCUUGAAAUCCUAA